This is a messenger RNA of Botrytis byssoidea, 558 nucleotides long. RefSeq lists its product as uncharacterized. The record is from RefSeq and is a predicted model, not a curated record. NCBI's taxonomy places the organism in Eukaryota, Fungi, Ascomycota, Leotiomycetes, Helotiales, Sclerotiniaceae. The transcript has 2 exons. The coding region runs from base 1 to 558 and encodes 185 amino acids.
AUGACUUCUGUCUCUGCUCCCGUUGUAUCCGAUCGCAAUGCGACAUUCUAUUCAUUCCCACGGUUACCCUUAGAAAUUCAACGAAUGAUUUGGAGAGCUGCACUUCCUGGACCAAGAAAUGUCGCGCUGAAACGUUUCUGUUUGAAGGCUCCCGAGUAUCCUAUUGUUCUGAUGCAGGAGCCAUUAGAGGGUAUGCGUCCAGAGACUCAAAUCCAACAAUUUUCUACACUUGCCAGAGAGUCAUUAGAGGUUGCUUCCGAGACCUAUACGCUUACCUUUGGCUCAUUGGGAGUCGGACCGCGAACAUGGUUCAACUACGACAUAGAUUUGGUUCAUCUUGACAUGUCAUUCAUCGGUAUGAUCGUAAAAAACGUCUGUGACAACAUCGCCAACGUUAUCGGCAUGCCUGCGGCGACCAUAGAAUUUCUCUCAUUAGACGAAAUUGACGAUCUAGACGAUGCCACCGAAGGGGUUUUCGUGAAACCAGAGGUAGAUGGCAUAUCUCCUUCAAUGCGUCUUAACAUCGACUUGAUGAAAAAGUACAGGCACUCGUCCUAG